ACAACUCAAUCUCUCUCUCUCCCCCUAAAUCUCUUCCUCGCUCUCUACAUUCACAUCAACAAGAAGAAAAGAAGAAGCAGGAGACAAAGAAAGGAAGAAGAACAAUAUUACUCAUUGAUCAAGAGAAAAUGGCCCAAUUCAUGAAGCUACUCGUGACAAUUGCAUUAACAACCGUAGUCACAAUCGCCAUCAUCACAACCAAAACCACCACCAAGACUUCAACAUUUGCUCUCGAAGACCCUUUCAAGGACCUUACGCCACCAGGAACGAUUAAGAUCAGACCAAGUCGGUUCUUGGCAGAAAAAGUCGACCAGGGUAAAGGACCAAAAGCCCGUAACCCAAACGCAGCUGACCAUUGCAACAAGGACAAUGAAAUCUGUAGCAACAGCAAUUACAGCACCGGAGCAAACGCUACAAUGGCUUGUUGCAACAACAAGUGUAUGGAUUUAUCUUCCGACGACAAAAACUGCGGUGCAUGUAAGAACAAAUGCAAGUUCGGACAAACGUGUUGUCGUGGUCAGUGCGUUUACGUGGCUUACGAUAAACGUCAUUGCGGUGAGUGUAACCAUCGUUGCGAUCUCGGCGAGUACUGCGUCUACGGUCUCUGUAACUACGCGUGAUGAAUCAAUCAUUCAUUCACGC
Molecule: messenger RNA, 642 nt
Organism: Arabidopsis arenosa
Lineage: Eukaryota; Viridiplantae; Streptophyta; Magnoliopsida; Brassicales; Brassicaceae
Source: the annotation of a GenBank genome assembly